Messenger RNA from Prunus dulcis (almond), 2074 nucleotides. RefSeq names its product dof zinc finger protein DOF1.4-like. Lineage: Eukaryota; Viridiplantae; Streptophyta; Magnoliopsida; Rosales; Rosaceae. Bases 849 to 1730 code for a protein of 293 amino acids. The record is from RefSeq and is a predicted model, not a curated record. The transcript is spliced from 2 exons. Gene Ontology annotation, biological process: regulation of DNA-templated transcription. Gene Ontology annotation, molecular function: DNA binding; DNA-binding transcription factor activity.
ACAGAGAUGAAAGUGGAAUGAAAGAGAAAAAAAAUAGAGUAGUUGCUGCUGCUGAGGCCUGACAGGCACACACACAGCCAAAAAAAAACACAGGGACGACCACCAAGCCACCCUCCUGAGCCUGCUCUGACCCGCCGCCUCUGCUCUCUCUUAUUCACCUGUCCAGCUUUGAGUGUGGUCCAUCCCCUACCCUCCCCUCCCAAUAUAUCUAAAUUCAAUAGCUAAAGCUCUCAUCUUUCUUCAGUUCUAGAGACUUUUCUUUGUUUUAUUUUGUUGGGUUUGGUUUUGCUUCUUGGGGGGCUCUGAAUUGCAGCAUAUCUGAAUGAAAAGGUAAAGGUUGAAGCUUGGUGUUCUGGGUUGUUGAUAUUAUGAUCAAACAAAAGCAAUGGAUUGGGAGGUUGUUACUUGCAGGUUUUUUGAGCUGCGUUUUUGAGUUAAUGAAUUAACACCAAGUCUGGUGGUAUCUCUCUAGCUCCCACAGAUUAUUGAGACCUCUCCUAUCUGGGUUUUGUGCUCAUCCGACACCCCGUUUUCGAUCCUCUGUUCAAAUUACAGUAAAACAAAGAACAGACAAGAAAGCAGGUAAGUUAGUGGGAACGAGAAAGAGGCAUGUCUAUGCACAAGGAUAACGAUCGCCCUUUGUUUUGCAGUGAGAGUCUUUAGAUUCUCAAGGCUCAGCGAAACACGUUGAGCCUCUCAUCUCACAAUAACGCUCUAAUUUAGCCUUCCCCUUCUAACCUGCGUGUUCCAUAAAGCCGCACAUCCCAUCAAGCAAGAGCACAGCAGCAAAAGAAAGAAAAGUUUAUAGGGAGAUCAUCAUCAAACACCAGCUGGGGCUUGUUCAGAAGAUGGAUCAGCAAAAUCCAGAUCAGAGGUUGAAGCCAACUUUACAGACUGAGAACCAGCAGCAGCAGCAGCAAAACCAGCAGCCUCAGAAGUGUCCUCGCUGUGAGUCUCUGAACACCAAGUUUUGCUAUUACAACAAUUACAGCCUCUCUCAGCCGCGGUACUUCUGCAAGACUUGUAGAAGGUAUUGGACCCAAGGCGGGACCCUCAGGAACGUCCCUGUCGGCGGAGGCUGCCGGAAGGGGAAGCGUCCCAAGACUAAUUCUUCAUCAUCAUCAUCAUCUCCCUCUCUGCAGCCACAGUCGCAGGCACAGGCACCACAACAAGACCAGCAAACAGUGAAAAACUUGUCCACAACAAGCCCAAGUUCUAAUCUUGGGGCAAUAGAGAGCACUGGUAAUUUGGCUUCUCACCAUCAGUACUAUCCUGGUGGUACUGGGUAUUUGUCAUCUUAUGCAGCAAUUCAAUCUCUGAAUCAGUCACAGUCCUUCAACGUUGGGGGCCAUGAUCAACUGGGAGGAGGUGCAUCCUCAAAUAUGAGCCUGCUGCAGGGGUUCAAUGUUUCAGCUCCUUUUGGCCAAUUUUAUCAAGCUGGCAACACUAAGAGCAGCAUGGUGGAUCAAACGGCUCUGUAUCCAUCUGAUCAAGAGGGCUUAUUGAUUCAACCAACCAGGCCUUCUGCUGCUAGUGACCAUGACUGGCCUCAUCAGAGCUUCAACAUCAACAGAUCAUCUGCUAAUGCUUCUUCUGCAGCUUCUGAAAGCGCUUUGUGGGCCACCACCACCUCUGGUAACAUGAACACCAGCACCACCACCAGCGCUGGGCCUUCUCUGAACCCAAACCAGUGGCCUGAUCUACCUGGAUCAUAUGGCCCUCCUAAUUGAGACUUUUCAAGCAUGCAUUUCUUGCAGCAGCUCCCUCAACCUCCAGAGACCGUACAGAAUAUGGCAAUUAAUCAUCUAUCUGCAUAUGGAUGGAUCUCAUCUCAGCCCAUGUUCAGUUCUCAUUUCCCUGUACUGUGCUAAAUUGGUUCAUUUAACUUGGUGGUUUAAGUAGGUUAUGUAUAAUCUUUGUUUUUCAUGGAGCAUAGAUAUAUAUAUUUAGAGAGAAUUUGGUGAUGUGAGUUUUCAUUGUAAAUGAAAGGAGGAGCGUAUAGCGGUCGUAAUCAUAUAUAGCCUUUUGUUUCCAUGGGUUGGGUUGAUCUAUGAUUAGGUUGUUUUAUUUUGAA